Molecule: messenger RNA, 592 nt
Organism: Capsella rubella
Lineage: Eukaryota; Viridiplantae; Streptophyta; Magnoliopsida; Brassicales; Brassicaceae
Product: thionin-like
Exons: 4
Coding region: 51-461 (136 amino acids)
Biological process (GO): defense response
Source: RefSeq, a predicted model, not a curated record
AUAACUCCCCACAUAUACAUUUUGCAUUCAAACAACUGAUCAAUCGAAAGAUGGAAGGCAAAACUGUGAUUUUAAGUGUGCUCAUAGUGAGUCUUGUCAUGGCACAGAUUCAAGUUGAAGGAAAGAGUUGUUGCCCUAACACGAGUGCUAGAAGCUGCUACAAUUUAUGCAUUAUUGCUGAAGCAGUCCUAAAUCCACCCUCCAUCUGUACACAAAUCUGUGGAUGCAAAUUUGUAUCGGGAAAAUGUCCUCCAGGAUAUCCACAUGACAUUCUCGAAAACUCUGGUGAUGCUGUCAAUGAAUACUGCAAAUUAGGUUGUGCAUCCUCUGUGUGUGGUGCCUUAACCACUCUCCAGAACUCCGAUGCAAGUGAAAUUGUGAAUGGAGCAGCUGUACAAUGCACCAAGGCAUGUUCUGAGUUCUGUACCAAGGGCUCAUCCAAUGCAAUUGAAACUGCUUAAGAAGCAUAUAUCCACGAUCUAUGUUUUCAAUAAUUGUCGUUGUAUAUGACAAAAAAAUGCUAGAAUCUUGAGUAAGCUUCUACUAUUUCCAAGUUUUCUAUGUGACAUAGAAAAAAGUCAUUGAUCCCUAG